UUUUGCCGCCUCUGAUCCCUAGGUCACUCUUGCUAAAAAAUCCAAACGAAGUGAUACAAAACUCACCUGGAAUUCUUGACUUAAGUGCUGUUAAAAGGCGAAGUUGUGAUAGAAAGCAGUAGCGCAGCUAGUGCAGUGUUUCCCCCGCUCAGCGAUCGCCUAAAUGGUCACCAUGGAGAACAGCGACGAGAUCCUGCAGAUUCUGGAGCGCUUCACGCGCCUGAAGCAAAAGGAGAUACCGAAGGAACUGGAGGACUAUUUGCAGUAUGUGGCCAAAACCGGCGAUACCAUCUUUAAAUGGUCCAGCCUGAAGUAUCUGUUCCGCGAGAAGCUGCUCAACGUGAUCAAGCACUUCAACGAGGAUUCGCCGCGUCUCGAGGAGAUUCCCAACUAUCCAAAUGUGGACCCUUUCAACUACGAGACCAUGAAGUCAUCGCUGCUCGAGCGCCUGGACCUCUUCAACGCAGCUCCCUUCACCGUGCAGCGUUUGUGCGAGCUGCUGAUCGAUCCCCGCAAGCAGUACUCGCGCAUCGACAAGUUCAUGCGUGCCUUGGAGAAGAACAUUCUGGUGGUCAGCACCAUAGAUCCGGGACGCAAGCGAACCGAGAGCGAGAACGGCGACUCCCUGGACUCCGUGGUCAACGGCGACCUCUCCCUGGAGGUCAACAUCGACAUCGAGAUGGAGAACGAGGCCCUGUUCAACAAUGGCAACGCUGAGGAGGGCUCUGCCCCCAGUUCUGGCUCGGCCGGCGGUGCCCAGAAGGCCAGCUGCCCGCGUUCGGACGACAAUGUGCUGCCCAAGGCCAAGAAGGCCAAGCUGGAGAUCGAGGGCGACGAGCGCUCGGAGGCGGCCGAUGAGGUGCCCGCCGAGCCGGAUGCGGAUGCGGAUGCGAAUGCGGAUGUGGCCGCCAAGGCCAAAAAGGAGAAGGAGAAGGAGGAGAAGAGUGAUAACGAUGAGACUGAUUCCCCAAAAGAGGCUGCCGAGAUCGAGGAGCCCGACGAGGAGGUGGAUGAGGCUGACCCAGAGGCCAAGACAACCACCAAGCAGGCUGUUAACGGCAGCAAGAAGUCAAGCGGCCAGGAGGAGAGUUCCCCAGCAUCGGCCGAUGAAGAGGUCGAGGAUCCGCUGCAAAGUAAAUCCCUCGAAGCCGUGAAAGAAGUAGCUCCCAAGGAGAAAGAUCAGGAGGAGGAGAAUAAGGCGGGUGACAAAAAGGAGGCGGCCGAGCCGCAGGAAGAGAUCGCAAAGAACCAGGAGGCCGAGAAGGCCGAAAAGCCGGAAAAGGCGGAACAGCAGACCGACGAGAAACCGGCUAGCGAUAAAGCCACACCACCACCCGCCGAGGUCGAAAAGGAAGAGGAGCCUGCCAAAGCCGAGGCAGAAAAGGAGAAGGAGAAAGAGAAGCAGGAGGAGAAAGAGGAGGAGGAAAAAUCUGCUCCAGUUGCAGCGGAGAAGCAGGCAGAGAAGGAAGCUGCCGAGACUGAUGAGCCUGCACCAGCAGAGAAGCCCACUGAGGAGAAGGCAGCUCCCGCCGAAUCGAAACCGAAGACCAAGUCUGAGGCCAAGCCAGAGGCCGCCGAGACCAAGGAGAGCCAACCCGAAAAGACUGAAUCUGAGCCGGCCAAGAAGUCGCUGCCGGAGGAGAAGGAGCCGGCCGACGAGCCGACAGGAGAGGCCGAAAAGAACAAGAAGAAGGAGGACGAGACUGUCGCUGCCGAGGCUGCCGCUGCUGCUGAGGCAGUCAAGCAGCCAGUCAAGGAGCCAGUCGAGGAGUCGCAGGAUGGCGAAGCAUCCAGCCCCGCCGUCGAAGACCUGGCCGCCGCCACCACACCACAAUCUCCAUUGGGAGCCGCCGAUUCGGCUGCCGAGACGCCGCCCGCCGAGGCAGCUGCCGAUGACUCGCAGGCUUCGCCCUUGGCCGCCGUCACUCCGCCGACUUUGGCCCUCAACGACCAGCCCAUGGAGGACACCCCGGCCGAGGAGGAGGCACGCGCCUCGCCAUCCGCCGCCGUCGAGGAGGUGGUCAUGGCCGAAAGCGGAUCCGCCGCCGAAAUGGCCACCGAUGAGGCCGCCGCCGCCAAGGACGAACCGGCCGCCAUGGAGGUCGACGACACCAGCCAGGAGGUGAUGGACCAGUAAACUGGGCUCACCCAAGCGCCGAAUACAACUACAUUCAACUACUACUCCAUAUAACUAGAAUUGUAAGACAAGCGCCCCCCAUUCCGCACGUAAUGCAGAUGUAAACCUGCCCCCGUAAAGCAGGCGGCGUGGCAGCUGCCUCCAUUUUGUGGCCGUAAGUCGCAGGCCGGACAAGCUCAAGCACUAGAAUCUGUUGAAUGUUCCGUGAUCCUCCGUCAUCUGUGACCCUUCCGUUGGCCGCCCUCUCUAGUUUUGUUUUAUAUAUUUAUAUUUUAUUGACAACUCCCUGCCGAGUGAGAAGUCCAAGUAUCUCUGCCCCCGCCGCUGUUCUCCGAUUUUUUUUUUUUUAACAACCCCGAUAGUGGACGCUGUCCAUGGCGCGAACUUCGGCCAGAUGUGAGCGAUUAAACACACAAUAAACACUAUCCAUACACUUA
Molecule: messenger RNA, 2574 nt
Organism: Drosophila gunungcola (fruit fly)
Lineage: Eukaryota; Metazoa; Arthropoda; Insecta; Diptera; Drosophilidae
Gene: PPP4R2r
Product: serine/threonine-protein phosphatase 4 regulatory subunit 2
Biological process (GO): protein dephosphorylation
Cellular component (GO): protein phosphatase 4 complex; nucleus; cytoplasm
Molecular function (GO): protein phosphatase regulator activity
Source: RefSeq, a predicted model, not a curated record